Molecule: messenger RNA, 3405 nt
Organism: Sinocyclocheilus anshuiensis
Lineage: Eukaryota; Metazoa; Chordata; Actinopteri; Cypriniformes; Cyprinidae
Gene: dstyk
Product: dual serine/threonine and tyrosine protein kinase
Exons: 14
Biological process (GO): cellular response to fibroblast growth factor stimulus; protein phosphorylation; negative regulation of apoptotic process
Cellular component (GO): cytoplasm
Molecular function (GO): protein kinase activity; ATP binding
Source: RefSeq, a predicted model, not a curated record
ACCAGUCGCGCCCCGCCCACCGAGCGUCCCUCUCGCCAAAUGGACGGGCAGCAGCAGCGGCUGGCAGCGCAGAACUCGCGUAUUUGGGCUGAAAAGUGAAACAUUCCCGACGCAAACACCGGGAUUAUCGAUGAUCGGCGCUCACCCGCGGGGGAAGAAGCUGCCUAACAGCCGCCAAGCGCAAGCAGCGACCCGGUCCGCGCGAGAGUGUGUGUGUUACCGAUCCGAACCGCUCCGAUAUCGGUCCGGUUAACGGGAGGAGGCCGUGUGUGAGUGUGUGUUUAAGUGUGUGCGUGUGUUGAUGCACUGACACACACAUACACACACACCGCUGGUUGUUGUUGUUGUAAAGUUAUCGGUCCGGUCCAUCCUGCGGUGAUCCGGGUCUCUGCAGAAACAGCGUGUGUUUGUAUGGAUAUGUGACGCGGACUCGCUCCGGAUCAGGAUGGAGAACCCGCAGAGAAACAGCCCUCUGGUCAGAGAUCUGACCCGAGCCUUCAGCCACUUCAACAGACACAACGUGUUCCUGAAGAAGAACCUGAAGGAGACCCUCACCUUCUUCCGCGAGAUCCGACAGAACCACAGCAACGCCUGCAGCAGCACACCUGCAGCGCUGGACACAGGUCAGCUCAGCUGCAUCUCGCUCCCGCGUCACGAGGAGGACUAUCUGCAGAAUGUGGUCGGUAGCGCCCCCUACAUCCUCAUCCUGGGCCAGGACUGUUCGGCCCGAUACCAGCUGCUCAACUGCCUGCUGGGAGAGAGGCUCCUCCCCCUGGGCUCGGAAGUGGGCGGGGCCUGUGGGCCGGAGGGCGGGGCCUGCAGGAGGAGGAAGCUGUGCUUCACGCAUGGCCGUCAGACACGUUUGAGCCUGGCGCUGCCGGGGCAGUAUGAGCUGGUGCAUCAGCUGGCGGCUCACUGCGGACGCUGGGACACGGUGCCAUGCGAGGAUCUGGAGAUCCAGGAGUGCGAGGAUCCCGCGCAGCGAUUGGCCGAGCUGGAGGUCACGCUCCAUCACGCGCUGCUGCAGGAGGUGAAGAUCAUGGUGCUCCCGUGCCGCGGCGUGCAGCCGGUGGAGGAGGCUCUGGAGGACUGCAAGCGCGGCAUCCUUCCCAUCAUCCUCUACGCCGUCAGUAAAGACGCGCUGAGCGCCGAGCAGGUGAGCGACCUGCAGAAGGUGCGCGAGACGCUGCCGUUUCCCGUCUGCUUCGUCCGGGCCCCCAGCGGCCCCUCGGAACCCGGGGCCCUCCACAGGCAGCUGCUGUCCCUGGAGCUGAUCGGCGCAGCGGCGGGGAGCUGCGCCUGCGGGGCUCCUGCGCAGACGCAGAGCAUUCUGGGAGAGAGUCUGGAGCGUCUGCAGCGUGUGCUGGGGCCCUUCACUCGACAGCUGCUGCAGAGCCAACAGGUGGAGGCCGCGACGCUGCUGAACGCCGUCCACUGCCGCUACCUCGACCUCUUCAUCAACCAGGCGUUCGACAUGCAGAGGGAUCUUCAGAUCACGCCGCGGCGGCUGGAGUACACUCGAGAGAAGGAGGGCGAGCUCUUCAGCUCUCUGAUGGCCAUCGCCAACCGGCAAUUCAUUAGUGUUAAUGAGCAACAUGUGUGUCCUGUUACUAUAGAGCAGUCAGUGUUUGUGUAGCUGACAUCUGUGUGCGUGUGUUCAGACAUCAUCAUGUCGUCUAACGGUGAGCCAGUGAGCUCGAAGGACAUUAAGAUGUGCAUCAGUCAGAUCCAGGACCUGAUCGUGGUGCAGCUCAAUCAGGCCGUGGCUAAUAAACUGACCAGCUCAGUGGACUACCUGAGAGAGAGCUUCGUGGGUUUUUUUCCUUGAGAAAAUUUGGCAUGUGUGCUUGCUUGAUAUAUAUCCAAAAUAAUCAAUAUUGAAUCGAAUCGAAUCGUGAAAUUUAUCCUGAACGCGGCGUAUAACGUGGAGGUGACCUUCCACUCGGGCUCCUCCGUCACCAGGCUCUUCUGGGAGCAGAUCAAGCAGAUCAUCCACCGCAUCACGUGGGUCAAUCCUCCGUCCGUCUCGGCCGAGUGGAAGCGUAAGGUCGCGCAGGACGCCAUCGAGAGCCUGAGCGCCGCCAAACUGGCCAAGAGCAUCUGCUCUCAGUUCAGGACCAGACUCAACAGCUCCCACGAGGCCUUCGCCGCCUCGCUCCGACAGCUGGAGGAGGGUCACACGGGGCGUCUGGAGCGAACUGAAGACCUGUGGUUGCGGGUCAGGAAGGAUCACGCCCCUCGACUCGCCCGCCUGUCACUGGAGAGCCGAUCGCUGCGAGACAUUCUGCUGCACGGAAAGCCGAAGAUGGGCCGUGAGCUGGGCCGUGGUCAGUACGGUGUGGUGUAUCUGUGUGAUAGCUGGGGUGGACGUCACCCGUGUGCCCUAAAGUCAGUCGUUCCUCCUGAUGACAAGCACUGGAACGACCUCGCGCUGGAGUUCCACUACACACGGUCUCUGCCUAAACACAAUCGUUUAGUGAAUCUCCACGGGUCAGUUAUCGAUCACUCGUACAGCGGCGGCUCAAGUAUCGCGGUUCUGCUGAUCAUGGAGCGAUUACACAGAGACCUCUACACGGGACUGAAGGCCGGUCUGUCUCUGAAGGAGCGUCUUCAGAUCGCUCUGGACGUGGUGGAGGGGAUUCGGUUCCUGCACAGUCAGGGUCUCCUACACCGCGACAUCAAGCUGAAGAACGUUCUGUUGGACAGACAGAACCGGGCGAAGAUCACUGACCUGGGCUUCUGUAAACCCGAGGCCAUGAUAUCCGGCAGUAUCGUAGGGACGCCCAUCCACAUGGCACCGGAACUCUUCACAGGAAAGUACGAUAACUCCGUCGACGUGUACGCGUUUGGGAUCCUCUUCUGGUAUCUCUGCUCCGGCUCCGUCAAACUCCCAGAAGCCUUUGAGAAAUGCUCCAGUAAAGACCAGCUGUGGACCAACGUCAAGAAAGGCUCGCGGCCGGAGCGUUUGCCCACGUUUGACGAGGAGUGCUGGCAGCUGAUGGAGGCCUGCUGGAACAGAGACCCUUCCCAGAGACCCCUGCUGGGCAUCGUCCAGCCCAGCCUGCAAAGCAUCAUGGACCGCCUGUGCAACAAUUCUGACCAAAAGAGCGGCAACCUGGAGGACUCGAACUGACACUCGUUUCCCUGAAUGCUCCUCUUGAGACGCUAAAGGAAAGCAGUUCUCGUUUUGUGUGUAAAAAAUGGACGAAUGUUGCUUGUGUGCCUCUGAACAAACCUGAUCACGCGUGUCAUAUUCAGCGCUGCUCGUCACGGAUCCUCUAGAACAGAGUUUUACAUGUAGUCGAGUUUGUGUUACAGAUGAACCGCUGAUUUUUAGAUGGUGUUUAAACUGGUUUACAUUAUCCUGAGAUUACAUUUUUUAAUAAAAUCAUUUGGACCAAUUCA